GCUUAUCAUGCAGUGUGGAGGGCGGCGGCAGAAUACUGCAUGACACCCAGGCGAAGACCAUCCAUAUCUUUGGAUUUAGUUAUGGCUUUGGACUCGCCAAUCACCGCACGUCUCAGGCACAGUGCGAAAAGACUUAUCCGGACUACAAGGUCACGUGGUCGAAUGAGGGGUAUUAA
Molecule: messenger RNA, 176 nt
Organism: Sphaeroforma arctica JP610
Lineage: Eukaryota; Ichthyosporea; Ichthyophonida
Exons: 1
Biological process (GO): peptidyl-histidine dephosphorylation
Cellular component (GO): cytosol
Molecular function (GO): protein histidine phosphatase activity
Source: RefSeq, a predicted model, not a curated record